Molecule: messenger RNA, 1395 nt
Organism: Penicillium daleae
Lineage: Eukaryota; Fungi; Ascomycota; Eurotiomycetes; Eurotiales; Aspergillaceae
Exons: 1
Coding region: 1-1395 (464 amino acids)
Source: RefSeq, a predicted model, not a curated record
AUGGCCAUCGAUUUCUGGACGGGCGUUGUACCACAGAUUUGCCGCACGGAGCCAGCUGUGUGGGACGCCAUGAUUGCGAUCAGUGGCCUUUUUGAACACCCUGACCAAUGCACUGAUUUCACAUUAUUGAGGGCUCGUAGACUAAACUCGCACCAUUUGAGCGAGUCUCAACACGAGGCCUUGGCAUGGUACUCACGCUCAAUAUCCAGCAUCCACUCUCAGAUCGAGCGAGGAAAGGCAGACCCAUACAUUGCGAUCAUUAGUUGUGUGCUGUUUAUCUGCAUCGAGACUGUCCAAGGGCGUAUGGAGGAGGCAUUACAGCUAUACAAGCAAGGUGUCAGCUUGAUACUUGACUUGCGAUCUCAAGUUACAUUUGGAGGGGUGUCCGCGACAAAAGCUGCUCUUUUGGAACAUACAAUAAUCCCGCUUUUCUUACGUUUGGGCACCGUCUCCCUGACGAUUUCUGGAGUCCAACCUAGUCAGCUUUUUGCACUUGUUGAGAAAGAGACAAGCGCUUCUAUGUUUACGUCAAUCAGCUCAGCUCGAUCUGCUAUCACUGUUCUUUCUACGGAUGUAAUACUCUUCGAACGUGAAGCAAGGGUGCAUCUGGACAUUGUUGGAGGCGAAGCUUUCGUGAGUCGGGAUAUGCUUGAGAGAAAACAAUCCCUCCAGACUCGACUCAAUGACUGGAUUUGCGCUUAUAAAAGUUAUUGCCAAAUUGUUUCGGCUGAAUCUUCGUCUUCAUUGACUUUUGAGCCUCUUCUUCUUACAUACCACGCUGCAGCAUCUAUCUCGCUCUCUGCAUGUCUCACAUCUUCAGAAGCCAUCUAUGAUGCUCAUAUAGCAGAUUUUGUGACCAUCGUUGAACAGGCUGAUCUGACGCUCAGCACCUCGGCUGGUCCCGAUGGCUCGCAACCACCAUUUACCUUUGAGAUGGGCGUCGGCAUUCCUCUCUUCCUUACAGCAAUGAAAUGUCGAGAGCCAAUCUUACGACACCGAGCUCUGCGGCUAUUGCGACAAGCUCCACCGAUGCAAGGAUUCUUCAAAUGCACCCCAGUUGCGCUAUUAGCAGGAAACCUCAUGAAGCUUGAGGAAGGCUAUGCUUGUAUGAUGCAAGAAGCGAAGUCAGAGGCACACUAUUUUGAUACUGCAAGGUCUAUGAUGGAGACUUUGUCCACGCAGACGCUACCGGGUCAUAUUCCUGAGGAGGCACGUGUAUCCUUCUGUGGCGUUUUCAGACCUGCCAACGGCUUUCCUCCCGGUAUCACCGAAUGUGAUGUCGCCAGAUGGGGUCGUGGUCCAGAUCAAAUGUACUUGAAUUAUUUGAGACGAUCCUUUGACGCGACAAGUAAGUCGUGGCAACAAGUUUCUGAAAUCGUGCCACUAGAGGCCUGA